This is a messenger RNA of Mizuhopecten yessoensis (Yesso scallop), 5455 nucleotides long. Its product is annotated as ATP-binding cassette sub-family A member 5-like. Gene Ontology annotation, biological process: transmembrane transport; lipid transport. The coding region runs from base 1 to 4707 and encodes 1568 amino acids. The transcript has 31 exons. Gene Ontology annotation, cellular component: membrane; intracellular membrane-bounded organelle. The record is from RefSeq and is a predicted model, not a curated record. Lineage: Eukaryota; Metazoa; Mollusca; Bivalvia; Pectinida; Pectinidae. Gene Ontology annotation, molecular function: lipid carrier activity; ATP hydrolysis activity; ABC-type transporter activity.
AUGUAUCGCUCUGACAGACUGAGUGAACUGGUCUAUCAGUGUCGUUCAGGAAACGGCCAGGACACUUCAGACUGUGAUGCCAAUAAAUAUCUCAACAGUGGCUUUUGUCUUGUCCAAGCUGCUGUGGAUGCAGCAUUUCUACGGAUCCUAACGGGAGACAGCAGUUUCCCUCAGCCUGAGAUCUCUGUACAGAUGAUGCCUAAACCGUCAUACACACCUGACACAAGCUACCUUCAAACCAUUUCUUCCAUCUACUUUGUGAUUGCGUAUUCUCCCUUUGUCUCCUACCUCACUACUAAUCUUGUGGCUGAGAAGGAGAAGAAGAUCAAGGAAAGUAUGAAAAUGAUGGGAAUGCGUGAUUCAGCAUUUUGGUUGUCAUGGGGACUUGUCUACUUGUUUGUGAUUGCCUUAUCAACAGCAGUCAUCACGGUUCUCAUGGUUGCCACCUCUUUCUUCGCCAACAGCAAUGCCUUCAUUUUCUUCCUGAUACUUUUAUUGUAUGGUAUUUCUAUCAUCACAUUUGCAUAUGUGUUGACAACUUUCUUCAACAAGGCUCAGACUGCAGGUGGCUUGGCCAGUUUGAUGAGCAUCAUCUUUAGCUGUCUGUAUCUGAUAGUAAGCCAAACCCGCACAAUGCUGCCAUCUGGCGCUGUUGUGUACAGUAUAUCUCCGGGCGUGCGCUGGCUGUUGUGUAUUCUCUCCCCUGUUGCUGUGGCAUUAGCUAUUGACCAGGCUAUAUUCCUUGACAAGCCAUUGAAUGGUGGAAUGAACUUCAACACCAUUACUGAUGGAGAUUUCCCUCUCUAUGCUCCUAUGGUGAUGCUGCUUAUAGAUGCUGUUCUGUACUUCUUACUUGCUGUGUACCUGGACAAUGUCCUUCCAGGGGAGCACGGAGCAAGAAAAAAGCCUUGGUACUUUUUGAUGCCGUCAUACUGGUGCACAAAUGGGAAGGAUGACCUAAGACUGCUUUCUCAAGUAGAGUAUAGUGAGGGUAAUGUAGAAUUUGUGGAAUCUGUCCCUGAAGAACUCAAAAACAAGACCGCUAUCAGACUUCUAGAUAUUCACAAGGAUUUCCGGUCAAAGGAAACGAAAGAGAUGGUACCAGCUGUUGAUGGCUUGUCAUUGGAUAUCUAUGAAGGACAAGUAACAUGCCUAUUGGGCCACAAUGGAGCAGGAAAGACAACUCUUGUCAACAUGUUGACUGGUCUGAUGCCACCAACCAAAGGAACAGCAACAAUUCUAGGCUUGAACAUUGCUAAUGCAAUGGACAUGCAGAGGAUACGCACAAUGACAGGUGUUUGUCCCCAGCACAACAUCAUAUUUGACGAUAUGUCGUGUGUGGAACACCUGCACCUCUACGGAGCCAUCAAAGGUGCAGCUGACCACCUUCUUCAGUCUGAGACCGAAACAGCUCUCAAAAAUGUUGAUUUGUACAAAGAGCGGAACACAUUUGCCAAGAAUCUCAGUGGUGGUCAGAAGAGGAAGCUGUGCGUAGCCAUCGCCCUUAUUGGAGACCCAAAGAUUAUUUUUCUCGAUGAACCCACUGCUGGAAUGGAUCCUUACUCUCGACGCCAUCUUUGGUCAAUUCUAAAAGAGAAAAAGGAAGGAAGAGUGAUUCUGCUUACCACACAUUUCAUGGAUGAAGCUGACAUACUGGCAGACCGGAAAGCCAUCAUCAGUAAGGGUAGGCUGAGAUGUUGUGGAUCCUCCUUGUACCUGAAAAGUAAAUUUGGUAUUGGAUACCACCUCAACAUGGUUGUGGACCCUGGAUGUGAUGCAGAUCAAGUGACACAGCUUGUCAAGAACUGUGUGUCAGGUGGAGAGCUACAAAGGACUCAUGGCAAGGAACUGGCAUACACACUUCCUCUGGAUGAGUUACACAACUUCCCAGUUUUAUUCUCGGCCCUGGAAAAACCUAACACCUCCAUCUCCACCACAGCAGACUCUCUAGGAAUCAAGAAUUACGGAGUUUCCAUGACAUCACUGGAGGAAGUCUUCCUCAAAUUAGAGGAAGAUGACAGUUCAUUUGAAUUGAAGGAAAUCACCCAGUCCCCAUCAAAGAAAUCAUAUGGAUCUCUGGAGGGAUUCAGCCAACACAAUAACUCUGAGAGCAUGACCAUGGACACUGCCUUGUCUACCGCCUGUGUAGAUCCGUCCAAACUCAGAUCACAGCAGUUCUGGGCGCUUUGCAAAGUUCGCUUUUUACGAUUGAUAAGAGACCCAGGGUCGGUAAUUUUUGUGUUGAUCUUUCCAGCUUUAUUUGUGUUAGCUGGUAUGUUAGUGAGUAAGUAUGUGUCGUCACCUUCAGCAGACACUACCCCGGUGCCCCUCUACAUUGACAAUGCCAUCACACAGUAUGCUAGACAAACGGCAGGGCCUGCAGCUACACCGCCACUUGCUGUCAAUGAUUUUGUCAGUUCUGCAGAUUCUGCAGGUUUCAUGAAUUUGGUCAGUUCUGCCUUUGUGACUGAUAACUUUGCUAACGCUAGUGAUCUGUUGUCAAGCUAUCACAGGAUGGGGGUUCAGCUGGACAAAUACACAGUCGCUGGGUCGGUGAUAACUCAGGGUUUUACUGCAGUCUACAAUGACAGUGCCAUCCAUUCUAUGCCAGCAGCUAUAAAUGUGAUGAUCAACAAGCUGCUGACAGCUCUCAGCCUCAACCCCUCCUUGUCAGUGGUGAACCUGCCCUGGCGCAAAGAUGCCUCUACACCUACCUAUGAUCAGGGUGCUUUCUCUUCUACCAUACUAGUGGCCAUGGCGUUUGUGACCAUACCACCUUCGUUUGCUGUUACACUCGUCAAAGACAGACAGUUCAAGAUAAGAAGUCAGAUGAGGGUUACAGGCGUAAAUUUUUCCAUGUACUGGGCGACCACCUUCUUUGUAGACCUACUGCAAUACUUGAUACCUGCUUCACUUUCUAUUAUAUUCGUUCUUGCCUUGCAGCCAGCCAGUCUGUCAAAUGCUGGGGCAGUGUUGGCCAUGCUCAUCCUGUUUGUAUGCUUCAUCCCAAGCAACACACUUUUUAGCUACCUGUUUUCUUACUUUUUCACUAAGUUUGAAAGUGCCCAAGGAGCAGGUGUAACCAUUUUCUUUUUCCUGUCAUUCAUUCCUUACAUUGCGGUGUCUCUGUUGGACAUGAUACUUAGGAAUAACAUUGCGUCCAUCAUUCACUACAUCUUACUGGUCAUUGAUCCUCCCUACGCUAUUUUUGGAGGCUUCUACUACAUAGACAGGGUCUACAGGAUCCACCUCUAUACCUCACCUAACUCUGACAUCCCUGUCAGCGACUACUUCUCACCGGAGUUUGUCAUGUCAUUUGUAAUGCCAAUACUACACUGUUUCCUGAGUUUCUUCCUCCUGCGGAUGCUAGACAUAAAGAACACUGGCGGUGAUGUUCGGGACGCUUUACCAUUUCUCGCAAAAAAGCGAAAUAGUCAGGUCAUCCCUCACAAGAAUGAUGACAUCAUUGAUAAUGAGGAUGAGGAUGUGACAACUGAGAGGCAUAGAGUUCACAGUAUCAAAUCCAACAGGGAAAAUGUGGCUGCUUAUGUAGAGAACUUGAGGAAGGAGUUUACGAAGGAUGGAGCCGGUGGCUGUAAAGGUUGUAAAAAGGCGUCCGAAAAAGAAAAACUCAAGGUGGUCGUCCGCAAUACAACUUACGCUGUUAAUACAGGAGAGAUCCUGGGACUUCUGGGACCCAAUGGGGCAGGCAAAUCUACCACACUAAAUAUGAUGAUCGCGGAGUUAGCUCCUACUAAAGGACAGGUUGUGAUUGGAGGAUAUGACAUCCAUUCAUGCAUGUCAGAAGCAUUUGAGGGCUUAGGGUUCUGUCCCCAACAUGAUGCAUUGUGGGAUGUUAUCACGCUGAAGGAACACAUAGAGUGCUAUGCUAAUAUCCGAGGUGUUCCUAAGGAAAAGAUCCCCGUCCUCACUGAUUACUUUGUAAAGAAUAUGAAAUUAGAUGAGCAUAAGAACAAGCAAUCCAAGAAGUUGUCUGGAGGAACCAAGAGGAAGCUGAGCUAUAUUCUGAGUAUCCUGGGCAGACCAAAGAUAGUGCUGCUAGAUGAACCAUCCACUGGAAUGGAUCCACAGUCCAAGCGCUUCCUCUGGGACACCAUCAGUAGCUGCUUUGAGGGCUCAGAACGAGGUGCUAUUCUCACAACUCAUUACAUGGAAGAGGCUGACGCUCUUUGUAAUAGAGUAGCUAUCAUGGUCAAUGGAAAGCUCCAGUGUUUAGGUGAAACACAGCACCUAAAGAACAAGUACGGAAGUGGCUACAUGUUGGAGAUGAAACUUCGUCUGUCAGGUGGCGGUGGUGCCGACCUGGAUACCAGGAUGGAAGCUCUGGAGGAGGAAAUGAAAAACCUGUUCCCUGAGGCCAGAUGUCAGGAAAAGUUUGCAGAGAGGGUGCACUACACUAUUCCAAGGAACAGUGUUCAGUCUCUGGCCACAGCAUUCACUGCUCUAGAGCAAGCUAAAGCCAAAUACAGCCUCGAAGAGUACAGCUUUAGCCAGUCUACAUUAGAACAGGUGUUCCUGCAGUUCGCUAAACAACAGAUUGAUGAAGACAUGUCAGAGGAGCCAGAGGCCAACGGGAUGGGCAUUGAAAUAUCGAAGCAUGCAGAGAAUUUCAUUCUUAAUGUGGGUGGAAACUGGAGUCACCAGAGAAAACCCGCGUGGUCAGCCCGGGCUGGUGACCGGGAUUGAAUCUGGCUAUCUUGGUGAAGACGAGCGCACUAUCCACUGUGCCAACCGUCCCAUCAUAUAGGUUACACACAAGAACAAAUAUCUACUUUAGCUUUAAUUAUCAGAAAAUGACAUCAUUGAUGCAAAAAUCAUAUUGUGAAUACAUUUUUACCAAGCAUCAAUGAUACAAAAAAUCUACCUACGGGAGACCGGGAAAAUUUGGCCUCCCCUGAUAUUUUUGUUUUUUGAGCGCAUAUUUACAACUUUAAAGAUCUUAGCGAUCUUUCUGUAAACGGAAGUUGCUACCUUUUUACUAUCAAAUGUGUAACACACUGACAGCUUCAAAUGAUAUACACAACAGCCAAGCCAGGCACUCAUUACCAUAUUGCUGUACGAUAAGAAUUUAUUGAAAUAUCAAUUUGGGCAACAGGCUCGGCCAAUGAUACUGUGGCAAGUUCGGCCCAUGUAACACACAAAAGUCGUAAAAUUGGCGGUAAAAUUCGACAUUGCAUGCUUUAUGGCAUCAUAAUUAAGCUGAAGCUGAUGCCAAUGGGGGCCGAACUUACCCAAAUGCCUGUCCGAACUUACCCCAUGGCGGAGCUCGUUCAGCCAUCCAAUCUCCCGACAGGAAAAGUUAAAUAAUGUUUAAAAAACGGAGGUGCUGCCAUACUCCCCAGAACGGGCUUUAAUAAAAAUAGGCCGAACUUGCCCCGGUCUCCCCUAUUGUUGUCGGUCUUAAUCUCACUAGAGCUUGUGUUUUAUUUUCAAA